Heterocephalus glaber (naked mole-rat) is the source of this 2429-nucleotide messenger RNA. RefSeq names its product pescadillo ribosomal biogenesis factor 1 (gene Pes1). Gene Ontology annotation, cellular component: PeBoW complex; nucleolus. Lineage: Eukaryota; Metazoa; Chordata; Mammalia; Rodentia; Bathyergidae. Gene Ontology annotation, molecular function: RNA binding. The record is from RefSeq and is a predicted model, not a curated record. Gene Ontology annotation, biological process: maturation of LSU-rRNA from tricistronic rRNA transcript (SSU-rRNA, 5.8S rRNA, LSU-rRNA); ribosome biogenesis.
UCUUUUUAGACAGUUUAGUUGUAAACUCAAUUAUAAAAGCCCCUUCUUUCUCUGGAUACGUACAGGCACCUUAUUGGGCAGCCUGCACAGACUGGAGGCGUGAGGGGUCCUCAGCGUUCGGGAGGAAGUGGUGCUGUCGGUCCUCCUGGGCCUCGUAAGGCCUGCAACGUGGAGCUAUGGGAGGCUUGGAGAAGAAGAAGUAUGAACGAGGCUCCGCCACCAACUACAUCACCCGAAACAGAGCCCGGAAGAAACUGCAGCUGAGCCUUCCAGACUUUAGGCGGCUAUGCAUCCUGAAGGGCAUUUAUCCCCAUGAGCCCAAACAUAAGAAGAAAGUUAACAAGGGCUCCACAGCAGCCCGAACCUUUUAUCUCAUCAAAGACAUCAAGUUUCUCCUCCAUGAACCCAUCGUCAACAAGUUUCGGGAAUAUAAGGUGUUUGUUCGGAAGCUCCGGAAGGCCUAUGGGAAAAGUGAGUGGAACACUGUGGAGCGUCUGAAGGACAAUAAGCCCAACUACAAACUUGACCAUAUCAUCAAGGAGCGAUAUCCCACGUUCAUCGAUGCUUUGCGGGACCUGGAUGACGCCCUGUCCAUGUGCUUCCUCUUUUCCACCUUCCCACGGACGGGCAAGUGCCACGUGCAGACCAUCCAGCUGUGCCGCCGGCUCACUGUGGAGUUCCUUCACUACAUCAUUGCCGCUCGUGCUCUGCGCAAGGUCUUCCUGUCCAUCAAAGGCAUUUACUACCAGGCUGAGGUGCUGGGGCAGCCCAUCGUAUGGAUCACACCCUAUGCCUUCUCCCAUGAUCACCCCACAGAUGUGGACUACAGGGUCAUGGCCACUUUUACUGAGUUCUACACCACCUUGCUGGGCUUUGUCAACUUCCGCCUCUACCAGUCGCUCAACCUCCACUACCCGCCAAAGCUCGAGGGUCAGAUCCAAGCAGAGGUGAAGCCAAGGGAGGACGUCUACGCUUUGGACUCUGAGAACUCCAUGGAGAAACUGGCAGCCCUCAGUGCCAGCCUGGCCCGUGUGGUGGUCCCUGCUGCAGAGGAGGAGGCCGAGGCCGACGAGUUUCCUGCUGAUGGGGAGAUGGCUGUGCAGGAAGAGGACCGCAGGAAGGAGCUGGAGGCACAAGAAAAGCAUAAGAAGCUCUUUGAGGGCCUGAAGUUCUUCCUGAACCGUGAGGUGCCCCGAGAGGCCCUGGCCUUCAUCAUCAGGAGUUUCGGGGGGGACGUGUCUUGGGACAAAUCUUUGUGCAUUGGGGCCACCUAUGAUGUCACAGACUCCCAAAUCACCCACCAGAUUGUUGACCGGCCUGGACAGCAAACCCCCGUCAUUGGCAGGUACUACAUGCAGCCCCAGUGGGUGUUUGACUGCGUCAAUGCCCGGCUCCUCCUCCCUGUGGCAGAGUACUUCCCUGGGGUGCGGCUGCCCCCACACCUUUCACCCUUCGUGUCUGAGAAGGAAGGAGAUUACAUCCCACCCGAGAAGCUGAAGCUGCUGGCUCUGCAGCGGGGAGAGGACCCAGGAAACUUGAAAGCAUCUGAAGAAGAAGAGGAGGAGGAGGAGGAAGAAGAAGAAGACAGAAAACACAAUGAAGGGGAUGGUGAUGAAGCGGGAGAAAAUGAAGAGGAGGAGGAGGAGGAAGAAGAAGAAGACAGAAAACACAAUGAAGGGGAUGGUGAUGAAGCGGGAGAAAAUGAAGAGGAGGAGGAGGAGGAAGUGGCUGGUUCUGAGGAGGAAGAAGAGGCCCACCUGGCAGCCUUGGAGCAGCAGAGGAUAGAGGAGAAGAAACCCAGGGUGAUGGCAGGUACCGUGAAGCUGGAGGACAGGCAGCGGCUGGCCCAGGAGGAGGAGAGUGAGGCCAAGCGCCUGGCCAUCAUGAUGAUGAAGAAGCGGGAGAAGUACCUUUACCAGAAGAUCAUGUUCGGCAAGAGGCGCAAAAUCCGAGAGGCCAACAAACUGGCACAGAAGCGGAAAGCUCAUGAUGAGGCUCUGAGGUCUGAGAAGAAGGCAAAGAAGACAAGGCCUGUGUGAGUGCUUGUGGCCCGCCUGGCAGCUGGACAUGGCAGAGACAGGCCAGCGGACCUAAGCUUGGUGGCAGACUGGUCACUUCUGUUCUUAGCCCCUUCCCCUGGCCAGCCCUAGCUCCCUCAUGCUCUCUGGUUGGGUGUGUGGGCCAUCCAGUUCCCAUGGAUGGAGCUCCCUGCUGGUGGCUGAGCAGAGAAGAGGCCUUCUGCAUUCUCAGGAGUCAGUGACAUGGGGAGCAGCCAGCUGACAGACCCCUCGCUUGCUGCCUCCAUUCACCCUGGCUUUCCCACAUAGCCUCCACCCACAUGACUGGACCUGUGAUUGUCAGGGUGCUGUGAUGGGGUGAGAGUGGGGAAACUUCUGUUAUUAAACGGCUGGACUUCUGUAGCAUUUGGA